GACGCACGAAAUGCCGCCCCCACCCUCUGCCCCUUGCAGCCACCGCUCCUGCGCUCCGUGCUCCGCCUCCGCCCCACCCCAACCCUUGUUGUUUCUCUUCGUGAGAAGAGUGCGAGACUUGUGUUUGAUUUUUGAAGUUCUGUUGUGAUUUCCGAGUACGGCUUUUGUCCAUUCCGCGCGUUCGUCCAGAUUGACGUGCAACUACAGCAGGUUUGCGAAAAUCCAGGGCAUGACUCGCCAUGGCCGAUAAGGCCCCAGAGCUUCCUCGGCCGCGGCGCGGACCCAGGACGCCGCCGCUGCCGGCACCAGAGACGUCGUCGGACGAUGACAGCAGCUCGGCGUCGCUGAGCCCUCCGCGGUUCUACUCGUCCUCGGACCGACAUGGCGGCAGCCACACUCUAGCACCUCAUAUGGAUCUGAUGACUAUUCAGGUCCGGGUCGCCGAGACUCCGACAUGCGGCAGCCGCACUUUCGCCCCGGUCGGAGGACGCCGUGCGAGGACCGCGCGGACGCCCCGCCAGUGGCGUGCACUGCUCGGUGCUGCUCUCAACAGGGCGGCCCUCUGGAGCAUGGAGGCCGUGCUCGGCCUGUCGGUGGCGGCUACCCUCCCGAUGGCGCCUACCCCAACCACCCCAACGGCCAGCAUGGUGCGCCGCCUGAAGCUCCCCGCUGCGCCACGCCCAGGACUCCGGCCGCAGCCCCUGACCGCCACGACGCUCCCAGCGGACCGCCGGCCAGCCUGCCCGGCGCGCCAGCUCCAAGAGUCACUCACGUGGUGACACACUGUCUGCCGGUACGCGACCACUCCAUCUUGCAGGAGCACUCCCUGCCGGUGCAGGAGCACUUUCUUCCAGUGCGGGAGCGCCUCCUACCGGUGGAGGAGUACAACGAUGGCAGCUACUGGGCCUUCUCUACGAGCCGGCGCCACGACGGCAGGGAGGCAGACGAGGGCGUCGCGCAGCACCCAGGCGCCGAGCAUAGGAAACCACGCACGUUUUACUUCGACCGCGCGCGUUUCGGAGAGUUCUUCAGGUGUCCACCACCAGGGCCCGCGCCGUUCCCCCAGAGAGCGCACUCUGGAAAGCGGCACCGCGGCGGCCUGCACCACGGCCGCGCGCACCAUGACUACCAUGACGGACACCCUGGCGCAGUCUACCACGACGGCCAGCAUCCUGGUGCAGACUACCACGGCGUUCCGCACCCUGACUACCACGACGGCUACCAGGGACCUGGCGGAUGGUACCACGGCGCGGCGCAACCAGACCCAUAUUUCGCCUACCAUGGACCUCAGCACCCUGGACAUCAUCUAGGGCCUCGUCACCCAGGACCGCAGCAAGGACCUCCCUUCUUCGUGCGCGCUCCCGGCCCUCCUGGCCCACCCGGCGCGCCCGGCACACACCGCCUUCCUCCGGGGCCGUACUGGGAGCUGCACUGGGGCGGUCCGCGCCCUCCACCCCCGCCCGGCCGGCACGGCCUUCAUGGCCUGCACGGCCUGCCUGACCCGGACCGCCACAGCCCUGCUGUCCCAGACUACCUCGAGCAGCUGCGACCGCCGCCGCCCCCGCCAGCAGAGGGUGGCUACCCAGGCCAUCCAGGUCAUCCCGGCCUGUACGACUUGGAGCGCUACGGCCCCGCCGCCCCUGACCACCGAGAGUUACACCGACCUCCACGGCCUCCCCCACCACCGCCAGCAGAGGGUAGCUAUCCUGGCCGUCUGCAUGACGCGGGCCACCACGGCCCUGCUGUUUCUGACCACCAGGAGCAGUACCGACCGCCGCCGCCACUGCCAGCGGAGGGCGGCUACCCGGACCACCCCGGCCACCACUUGGAGCUUCACGGCCCCACCCCUGACUACCGGGAGCUACACCGACCUCCGCCGCCUCCGCCGCCGCGGUCAGCAGAGGGCCGACAUCCUGGCCUGCCUGACGUGGAGCGGCCCGGCCCCGUUGUCCCCGAGCCUCGAGAGCAGCCGCCACCGCCACGUCCAGCGGAGGGCGGCCAUCCAGGCCACCAAGCGCCUGGCUUGCCGCCAGGGGAUGCACCUCGCCGAACGCUGCUCCCAACUCCCCGGCUGCCACCACAGGGAUUGGAGCGUCCGCGGACAGCAUCGCCUGGCCGCGAGCCAGCUCAGCCGCCGCCUGGUGGCCACCAACCCCCUCCUGCCGCUGAAGACCCUCAGCGCGAAGAGCGCCGGGAGUCCCCUGCAGUGUGCGUGCCCAGCGUGCCGCGACCCCCUUCGCCCGCUCAAGACUGCGCUCCAGAGUGCGCUCAAAAUACCGCUCAAGAUUGCGCCCAAGACAGCGCUCAAGAUUGCGCCCAAGACAGUGCUCAAGAUUGCGCCCAAGACAGCGCUCCAGAUUGCGCCCAAGACAGCGCUCCAGAUUGCGCUCCAGAUUGCGCUCAACAUUACGACCAAUAUUGCGCUCAAGACAACGCACUGCUCGCGCCCCGUCUUGACGCUGCUCCGCACUUGUCUCCGGCCGCUGAAGUUCCGGCGCUGCCACCACGUGAGACCCCCCCGGAACUGUCACCGCAUUUCGUGAAACUGGAUCCGAUCUACACUUCGGGGUCGCCCCCACCAUUUGCUGCAGGACCCGCGACGCCGCCGCCUUCUCCGCGGCCCGACACGCCUCCUUCGCACCUACCGCAGCGCCAGCGCGGAGCACCUGACCACGGCCAUGGCCCUCGUUACUACGACCAUGACGCGCCCCAUCAUGACUACGGCGCACCCCUGCAGCAGGCUCCGCCUCCGCCUCCUCAGCCUGGCUCACCACAGCGUCAAGAAGGACCGCAGCAUGGCCCGCCGCAGCCUCAGCAUCACCACGCUGCGCCAGCUCCGCCCCAGCCUCACCAUGGCGACCCUCAGCAUCGCCACGGCCCACCGCCGUCAAAGUCUCGCCGCCGACUGAAGCACCCCGAACCCCCGCUUCCCCACCCUGUCUCCUACGGUGGCGUGGACUUCACAGCGGACGACUUCGAGUGCUUCGGUGACUUCGGAGACCACCCCCGCAUCCGGCGGCCCUACGCGGACGCGCCCCUGCGCGACCCCAACCACAACGUGACGCGGAAGGUGGGGCCCAAGUACCGCGCGCUGGCGGCCCUGGCGCAGUGGCCCUCCAAGCCGAACCACCACCACCGCCAGCCGGAGCCCUGCGACUUCAGCGCGGAGGUGGAGCUGCCCAAGCAAGAAGCUGGAUUCGCCUACGGAACGUCCGCUGCCCUCGCUGACGUCAGAGUUAUCUUGUCGCGCAAACCGCUGGCCGACGAGGACCUGCGAGAAGAGCACCGAGAGAAAGAGCAGGCCGACGACGAGGACCUGCGGGCCACGCUGCAGCGCAGGCACGCCGACGACUGGGCACGCGACCAGAACGCGGACCUGCGGGAGUCUCUGUCCAGGAAGGACCCCGACCUGCGGGAGAGUCUGUCCAGGAAGGACCCCGACCUGCGGGAGAGUCUGUCCAGGAAGGACGCGGACCUGCGGAAGAGUCUGUCCAGGAAGGACGCGGACCUGCGGGAGUCCUUGUCCAGGAAGGACGCGGACCUGCGCGAGUCCUUGUCCAGGAAGGAGGCGGACCUGCGGGAGUCCUUGCCAAGGAAGGACGCGGACUUGCGAGUGUGUCUGUCCAGCAAGAACGGAGACCUGCGCGAGUCCCUGUCCAGGAAGAAGGUGGAGGACGUCGAUUUGAGGGUCACCUUGUUCCCCAGGAUGCAUCGUGGGGACGACUUGAAGCAGCAGGAAGACCUUCGAAGUCAGCUGCAGCGGAAAAGGUCCCCCAAUAAACUGAGUGGGGAAGUCCCGGCCGCGUGGCCGCCCGUCUGGCCACCUGAGCAGGAGCAGGACCUGCGCGGGGAGCUGGACCGACGCCGAGACACCUCCUCGGAGCAGGACCGGCAGUGCCAGCUGUCCGAGCCGUCUUCCAACGAGGACGAUACUGCGUUCGCGAGCAACACUGUGACCCCCACCAAACCCCACGGCCACGCUGGGCCCUCGGAACACGUUGCUUCUGCCCUCAAGGAUUGCCUUGAUGAUUACGAUGCAAUGGUGUCCCCUCAAUGCCAGACCUCCUCAGAUGACCAAGUGGCAGUCGAACCAAGCCUUUUGCCUCUCCCUUCUGUCAACUUGGACUUUUUUCCAAAUCGGAAAAGAGCAAGAGAUUUCUUCUCAAACGGGGAAAUUGAGAGUCAGCUCGGUUAUGUGUAUGGGUUUGAUGAUAAUGGCAGUGAUCUCAACAGCUCUUCUCACCUAGUUAAUGUAGUAGAGCAAUUGCUGUCGUCUAUUAGAACUGAGCUUGAAGCGUCGCAUUCAUCGGACAAGUCAAGUGAAAUAGUGCAUCUUAGUUCUAGUACAAACGAUGUGGAAAAGAAAGCUGUGUCUCCCAUCAAACAACGAUUGAGAAAAACAAAUCCCAUGUUAAAUGUAUCUAACAAAGUAAAGAAGACUGCAACAAAGAGGCCAGGUAGGAAGAAAAAAAUUACUAGCCUGUUAGUACUUGCUCAAGCAGAAAGUGACAGUGGUGCUUCCUUGGUUAACGUCAAUAUCAAGAAAAAGGUGAAAACUGAAGUCAAAGAAGAGAGAAUUUUUACUGAUGAUGACAUACCACUAAGUCAAAGAUUGAGGUCCAGGAGAAUCAAGAAAGAACCUCAGUGAGAUUUGUUUUUGAACUGCAGCGCAGCGCAGCGCGCCUCCUCACUAUCAUUUUCCCUUUUUUUAACGAUAUCUUUUAAUUACAGCCGUUUUUGUAACUGUUAUCAUCUUUACAAUAAUGUCACUCUUUUAUUUUAGUUUCUUUUGAUUUAGUUAUCAUUUUUAGUGAGAAUCAAUCUGUGCAAAGUUGCACGAAUAAAGUAUCUCCAUGUGGAUUUCCUUGUUUAAUUAUGUUAAGAAUUAUUUUCUUAAAAUAAAAGGUAUCUGUGACCAAUUAUUUGUACAUUGAUGAAUAAUCAAGAAUAAAUAAGUAUUAAUUCAUUCAUAA
Molecule: messenger RNA, 4973 nt
Organism: Thrips palmi
Lineage: Eukaryota; Metazoa; Arthropoda; Insecta; Thysanoptera; Thripidae
Product: nascent polypeptide-associated complex subunit alpha, muscle-specific form-like
Exons: 3
Coding region: 455-4648 (1397 amino acids)
Biological process (GO): actin filament polymerization
Cellular component (GO): cytoplasm; actin filament
Molecular function (GO): actin binding; microtubule binding
Source: RefSeq, a predicted model, not a curated record